AUUCCCCCUGUGUUUUUCAGAAACAUGAUUGGCUGUGAAAGCCUGAAGGGGUGAGAGCCUGAGAGGUGGCCGCUCCAAUGGCGUGGACCGAGCCACGGCCGCAUCCACACCCAAAGCCAGAACCUAAACUGACACUUUACAAUCUCAGGACUCACACAUCAGCCACAUCUUUCUCAUCAGCCAGUAUUAAAGCCCAUCCUCCAGUUUUACUACCCUUCCUCUUCCUUUUAUUUGCUGCCUUUGCUGACCUUGGUACAGCUGGUCCACCCCAGAAAGCUCGCCCCCCUCUCCUAUAUGGACAGCCUUUUAUCAUCUUCUGGGGCAUCCCUGACUCUUCCUGUUCUGGUCGGCCUGACCCUGGAUCUUUUGGGAUGGAACGGGAGGGCCGCGUGUUGGUCUUUUACGAGGACACAUUGGGGAACUACCCGUAUUUUGUAGAGCGAGACACACCGGUCAAUGGGGGACUACCACAGCACACACGGCUGGACAGCCACCUUCAGAAGAUUCAGCAGGACUUGGAGACAGCUUUACCUGCCCCAAGAUACCUUGGGCUAGGGGUCGUACGCUGGUCAGAGUGGGUCCCCCAGUGGUCGCGAAACCGAGAGAGGCAGGCAAUGUAUCCUGAGGCAUCGAGGAACCUGAUGAAAGCUUUCUUUCCUGCCUGGACCCCGGAAGAGGUGGAGAAGUGGUCAAAGGUGGACUUUGAGGCAGCAGCCCAGUCAGUAAUGACGGAGACUCUACGGGAGGUCAAAAGGUCAAGGCCAAAAGCAUUAUGGGGAGUCUCCCCUUACCCCAGCUGCUACACUGGCGACCCUGCCCAAACCAUGUUAGCCAAUUACACCGGCCAGUGCCCUGCUGCAGAGAUGGCCCUUAACGAUGAGCUCCUGUGGCUAUGGAAACGAUGCUCUGCCCUCUACCCUCUCCUCACCCUGGAGAAGCUGCAGGGUGAAACCUCUGGAGCCAGGCUUUAUUUGUCCAGUCAAAUCAAAGAAGCACAACGAGUAUCAUCCCUGGCUGGAACGGCGUUCGAUCUUCCUGUAUUCCCACUUGUCAAAAGCGUCUACGCUUCAACUAAUACAUUCCUAUCACAGGCAGACCUGGUCAGCACCAUAGGAGAGAGUGCUGCCAUGGGAACAGCCGGAGUAGUCAUCUGGGAGAGAAAAGAGACUAAGACAGAGCGAGAGUGUCAGGACCUGGCAGAGUUUGUCCGUAAAGUUCUGGGACCUUACUCCAUCAACGUAACCACAGCAACUCGACUGUGCUCAGCCUCCCUGUGCCAGGGAAAAGGCCGAUGUGUCCGUCAAAAUCCAGACAGCUCUGCCUACCUCCACCUCCCGCCCCCCUCCGAAGUGCUGGAGAAGGUGACAGAAAAGGCAGAGGCAGCAAAGACCACAGACCAGCCGGACACAGAUGCCAAACCAGCUGAACCUGACCCAGCUGAGAUCUGGAAGAAAGACUUCCAGUGCCAGUGGUACAAGACUGCAGACAGGGACGUCUCAGACCAGCAGUCCCCCAAAGAUGGGGCUUCUGUUGGGGGAACGGUAGAAGAAAAUGCUGGAGAUGUAGUGGGGACGACGACAGCCUCUACUACAAUAGCUUCAUCAACAAAAGGUGCCUCUGGGACUGAGUUAAGGGAAAGCGGUUCACCUGUUACUGUUACUGGUACUGGAAGUCCAACGCCUUCACUGGCAGAACCUACAGACUGCGGUACGAGUCUGCUGACUUCCUCAAACCUAACUGUCCUGCUGCUGCUGGUGGCUCUAAGUCUCUGCCUGGAACCUUAA
Scomber japonicus (chub mackerel) is the source of this 1784-nucleotide messenger RNA. RefSeq names its product Glyco_hydro_56 domain-containing protein. Gene Ontology annotation, molecular function: hyalurononglucosaminidase activity. The coding region runs from base 78 to 1784 and encodes 568 amino acids. The transcript is spliced from 6 exons. The record is from RefSeq and is a predicted model, not a curated record. Lineage: Eukaryota; Metazoa; Chordata; Actinopteri; Scombriformes; Scombridae. Gene Ontology annotation, biological process: hyaluronan catabolic process; carbohydrate metabolic process.